Corylus avellana is the source of this 2226-nucleotide messenger RNA. RefSeq lists its product as uncharacterized. Lineage: Eukaryota; Viridiplantae; Streptophyta; Magnoliopsida; Fagales; Betulaceae. The record is from RefSeq and is a predicted model, not a curated record.
GAGGACAUAAGAAAUAAUUCAUUACCACCAAUUAUUUGCCAAUAAUCUGAAUCCAAAACAUCUCACAAAGUCCCCUCCACUGCCCACCAUGGCCUCUGAUCCCCACGCUUCCUCUCCCACCACCGCCGGCACCACCACUGUUACCACAAACACACGCCCCUUCCCAAUUCCAAACACAAACACGAAGACAAUGGCCUCGGAUCCCCACCCCUCCUCUCCCACCACCGGUAGCACCACCACCGUGACCACAAACACACGCCCCUUCCCAGUCCCAAGCACGAACACAAACGCACCACCACAAUCAACAAGACCCAACAAUACGUCUCCACUCCUGCACCCUGUCCCUAUGUCUGCACCCCGACACCCACACCCACGCCCACACCCACACCCACUCUUCACAGCCCGCCAACCAAUCAGACCAACCCAACAACAAUUUUCUCACGCUCGGGAAGUUCUCUACCAACUCGCCUCCUCCGGCCACGGCUUCAUCCCCAGACCCAUCCACCCUGGCAGCUCUACUUUUGCUGCUGCUGCGUACCCACCUCGCCCUCUCGUCUCAUGCCCCCAACCCCAUGGUCUCAGCCAUCCUGUCCAUGACAUUUGGCCUCCCCACCACCACCACCACUUGCAUCCUGCUCAACUUGGCGGUCCGGGUUUGGUCCCAGAUCCGAAUUUGGGUCCCGAUCCUGAUCCUGAUCCGAGUCCAGCUCCGGUUAAGGGCAUUCCGAUUUCUUCUCCGCAACCCAAGGUUACGAUGCCGCCAUGUAACGUAUUAGGGGAGAAGAGACUUAGAGUAGCGGAUGCAGCCGCUUCGUCCUCCCAUACUAGAUCGAAGAUUGAGAAUUCAGACGCCACAACAUCAGAGUCAAGCUCUACACCGACUAAGAUCUCCCCAAUUACCUCACUGGUUACUUCACCAAUCGGGCGCCAGGUAGUACCACCCCCUCGAAGGUUUAAUUCGUCCAAGUUCAUUGAUGCAGAUGCUUCGGAUAGGUAUUACAACAGCUUUGUGUCGAGAUCCGUACAAAUCGAGCGGAAGGUCAUUUUUGUUGAUUUUGAGAAGCAAUAUCCAAGAGUGAAGCAAAUCUUCAAUCACCAGGUAUGGAUAGAUAUGCUCUCAUCAGCAGUCUCUGUAUCACCAACCUUGGUUCGCGAGUUCUAUGCAAACAUGCACGACUUCAAUGAUGGCACCUUCAAGUCAAGGCUGCGGGGGAAAACUUUCACGAUCAGCCCCGAUUUGAUCAGAGAGCUCGUCGGCACACUCUUAGUCCACGAGUCUCCAUAUCCCUGGCCUGCAGAGCGGCUUCCGUCACGACGCGAUCUCAUUCAGUGCUUUUCAGACGGCAAGCCUACAACGAUGAAUGAGGUGGGUGUACCUUUCGGCCUUACUGAUUUGCCAAUGGAUUAUCGCCUCAUCUUUCGUAUUGUUGCGGGGAGCCUGCAUCCGACUACCAGCACCAAUCCUCUCAUUGGCCCCAUGGCAUACUUCUUGUAUGCACUAUUGGAGCACCAUCCCAUAGACUUCGGCUCGCAUGCCAUCAACAUGAUAUGUAAUCUUCCACAAAUUGACAAGAACGCAAUGUUACCUCUUGGAGGUCUCAUUAUACGCAUCGCCAAGAGGUUUGGCAUAGAUCCAGCCAUAGGAGGGGACAUCAAGAAGCCCUCGAGACCUUUCAACAAGCACUUCAUCUGGAAGAGCGAGGCUCACCUGCUAAGAAAUGCAAUACCUCUGCUAGAUGAGCCUGAGCAGCCAAUCGAGCCAGUACAACCAUCAAAUGGAACGACAACCUCAAAGCCUACUCUUACCACCCAGGACUUGUCGACACUAGUAGCUCAAUUGGUCCAGGAGGUGAGCCAACUACGUGAGGUGGUGGCCAAGCAGGAGGUGGCGAUCACCCGAUUGCAGGAAACACUUGAUGAUCACAUCACCACUUUUGGCGAGGAGCAGGGCAUGUUGGCAGACGACCGACAAAUUCAAGGUCGCACACUCACAAUCGUUGAUGAGAUUCGGGAGCAGAAGAAGAAGGGUUGAGGUUCAUUUGAGGAGUUCUUCGAUGGAUUGGGUCCUCUUGAUGCGACUGCUUAGUUACGUUUUUAUGCAUUUCUCAAACAUUUUAUUUAUUUAUUUAUUUUGUGAUGUUUUGGAUACAUUAUUGGUGGUUUGUAGGUUGUCGCCUACAAUAUUUUUGGGGGAUUGCGCAUUGGAUACUAUCUUUUGUGUUUAUU